AUGGGUGACGUAAUCCAGAUAAAACGGCGAAUUAAGGCGUAUAAACUGACCAUUAGGUUGUUAAAAAAGAAAGUCAAUGAUUUGAUUAGUAAGAUAGCCGGAAGUGAUGAAAAGGGAUUGGAAAGUACUGAAGAAGGUGAGAUAAGAACAGAAAAACCAAAAGAACGCCGGAAAAGGAAACAUAAAGAUAAUUUAAUCGGAUGUAGUUUAAGUGAGACAAGUACAAGUCUGGCCAGGGGUGAGAGUAUUAAUGGAGUAUGUACUGCUGGAAAUGCAGUGGUAGGUGGUUUAGAAGAGGUGGGUUUAGAUAUAGAUCAGAUGGAGGAGAUAGCUAAGAAAGAUAUGAGUGGGUUUUUGAAAGUCUUUUUUGAAACACUUGAUAGUACAGAUAGUUUGUGUCAACGACGAGUUCUAGAAAAAGUAGGAGUACUUAUGAGCAAUACAAUUAAGUAUGUUAUUUUACAUGAUACGGUCUUAUUUGCCGCUGCUUUAGAGAAGUAUGAGGUGUUUUAUCAGGCUUUGUAUCCUUAUGGUCUGGAUCGGGAUGGGAGUGAAGUAAGUGGGGCUUUACAGUAUAUUUAUGAGUAUGUAAGUGGUGAAGUGGAUGAAGAAGGAAUGGUGCAGAGGUGUGGGAAGGUUUUGGAGAAGGCGGCGGGUUUAUCUGUCUUUGAUAAGGACGGGAAGUUAGGACAAUUAGCAUUUGAUGCCGCUACGGCAAUUCGUAUGUACAGUAAAGUUUUGGAUUGGGACUGGACUUAUAAUGUGUUUAUUAGAACGUGUUUAUUUCCGGUGCUUUUGAAACCGGAGUUAGCCUUUCCUGUGCUGACUUUAUCUAUUUUGUAUGCUGAAUGGCAUCGAGUAUUAGCUCAUCAUAAGAGUUUAGAGUAUGUUUUGCAGACUUUAGAUAAGAUAGCUGGAGUAGGUUUAGGAGAGAACAUUACUGAAUCAAGGUAUACCUUGGAAGCCCAACUAGCUAGUGCCUUGAUGUUACGGCAAUUCCGGCCUGGAGCAGCUGUGAAGUGGCACCGGCAAAGAAUAGAGGAGGCUAAUGAAGAGACCAAAGCGAUUAUUGAAGAUAUUUGGAAGGUUGUUUUGUUAUAA
Messenger RNA from Nematocida homosporus, 1101 nucleotides. RefSeq lists its product as uncharacterized. The record is from RefSeq and is a predicted model, not a curated record. The transcript has a single exon. NCBI's taxonomy places the organism in Eukaryota, Fungi, Microsporidia. The coding region runs from base 1 to 1101 and encodes 366 amino acids.